Molecule: messenger RNA, 24909 nt
Organism: Coregonus sp. 'balchen'
Lineage: Eukaryota; Metazoa; Chordata; Actinopteri; Salmoniformes; Salmonidae
Source: the annotation of a GenBank genome assembly
AUGACCUUUGGGCAAGUAAAACAUUACAUGUACUUGCCUGAUGUGCAAGUGCCUUUGAGAGCUUAAUGUCAACACCUGCCUUGUAUGUUUCUUCGUUUCCUUGCUGUUUGUAAAAAGUACUAUAUAAAUACAUGUGAUUGAUUGAGACUCUCUUUCUGUCUCUCUCCCCUCUAGGUGACCAUCCAGUGGAACAGUAGCACCCAGAGGUUUCAUCUCUCUCUAGGGACAGUAGGACCCAACUCAGGCUGUAGUAACUGUCACAACAUUAUACUGCAUCAACUACAGGAGAUGUUCAACAAGACCCCUACUGUGGUCCAGCUACUACAGGUACUGCACGCACACACACAUACCUGGGCUUGAGCCUAACUAUACAGGGGCAGGUCCGGGCACGCACACACUCUUACAUACACUGGUACUUGUACACCCUCCAUCAAAGGGCACAAAUUCUAUUACAUUUAUUUUCUGUUCAUUGUCUAACUUCCUUCUCUCCCCUCCAAGGUGCUGUCGGACACCCAGGCCCCUCUGAAUGCCAUCAACAAGCUGCCCACAGUGCCCAUGCUGGGGCUGACGCAGCGCACCAACACAGCCUACCAGUGUUUCUCCAUCCUGCCCCAGUCACCCACACACAUCCGCUUGGCCUUCCGCAACAUGUACUGCAUCGACAUCUACUGCCGCAGCCGCGGGGUGGUGGCCAUACGAGACGGGGCCUACAGCCUCUUUGACAACACCAAGAUCGUGGAGGGCUUUUACCCCGCCCCGGGACUCAAGGUAUGAGGGAGGAGAGGGCUUGGGUGGGUUUGUGUGAUUGUAUCAGGAAUUUGAAAGUGCCCCUCAAGGAUUCUCUCCCUCUCUACCAGACGUUCCUCAACAUGUUUGUUGACAGUAACCAGGAUGCUCGGCGACGCUCCAUCAAUGAAGAUGACAACCCGCCCUCGCCGGUUGGCGGCGACGUGAUGGACACCCUCAUGAGCCAAUUUCAGGCCCAGCAGCAGCAGCCAAUGAGAGGGGGUCCUGUGGGGGUGUACCCUCCCCUCACCUCCCCGCCCACCCCUUACCAUCCCAACGUGGCACCCUCGCCAUCCAUGAUGCCCACACAGUCCCCAGGUGAGAGGGUUGUGUGUCCUGUGUGUUCCCUAUUUGUGCCACGCGUGCUUGGCAGCCCACCAUGGAGCAGAGGAAAGAGACCAAAUGCUAUCUGGUCCUCUCCUCACCCAUCAUCCACCCGCUAAGUGAUAUCACUCUCUCUCUCUGUGUGUGUGUUCACCCUGCCACUGCUGUCAUGCGCAUGCUGAAUGGCAAACUGUGUGUGUGCGAAAGUUGAGUCCAGAAGGGAGAAAGCAUGCAUCCAGUCCUGCUCACUCAUCUCAGCCCUAGAGCCUUUGUCCGCUGCCCAGCUUUAGCCUGUGUGUUUGUGGGUGUGUGUGUGUGUGUACAGGUCUGUGUGUGAGUGUGUGUAUGAAUGGAUGUAUGUGACAGGGUUUCCGUUAGGAAAAUGUGCCGCCAGACAACGUGGCCGGGAAGAUUUUAAUUUACCAGCCAUAAAAAAAUUAAAAAUCCUGUAUGCAUUGGGUGCAUAACCCAUUAGGGCGUCCACCCACGGUGCUCAGAAUGACAGAAAUCACAUUUAGAAUAUGGUAAUGCAUCUUAAAAUGAACUAAAUGUAAUGAAAGAAAGUGAAUGAAAAGGAGAGUAAUGCUGUAGCGGUGGGUCCAAUAGGGAAGUAAAUGGAAAUCAAUUUGCCGAAAUUAUUACUUAUUAUUUUUACUCCAGAAAUAAAUACAAUUAUUCAUAAUACUUCACCAGAAAGCAUGACUUAGCCACAGAGAAAUCAAGGAUCAUUAGCUUAUUGUAAAAAAUAGCCGUGGAUUGUUUCAUAUCACAAGCUCGUAGGCCUAUGCCUAUUUUGGAAGGCCGCAAUUUCAGCAGCGCGCGUGGCAGUAGGCCUAGCUGAUUAUUGAGUUGAGGCUGUCAGUGAAAAGCAUCUAAAAUAUGUCAAGAUGUGUCUUGAGUAUAAUUUAAAAGGUUGAGACGAAGGGGAGGGGUGUGUGGCGAAGAUAUAGGCGAGUCUCUCUCCAGAAUGGCUUAGCUGUCUCCCGCCAAUUCUUGCGCAUUCAUUGUGUGAAUUGUUUGCCCUUUGAUGACAUACAGUCCGUGGAAAGUAUUCAGACCCCUUCCCUUUUUCCACAUUUUGUUAUGUUACAGCCUUAUUCUAAAAUUGAUUAAAUAAAUAAAAAUCCUCAUCAUUCUACACACAAUUCCCCAUAAUGACAAAGCAAAAACAAGUUUAUUUGCAUAAGUAUUCAACCCCUUUGCUAUGAGACUCAGAAUUGAGCUCGGGUGCAUCCUGUUUCCAUUGAUCAUCCUUCAGAUGUUUCUACAACUUGAUUGGAGUCCACCUGUGGUAAAUUCAGUUGAUUGGACAUGUUUUGGAAAGGCACACACCUGGCUAUAUAAGGUCCCACAGUUGACAGUGCAUGUCAGAGCAAAAACCAAGCCAUGAGGUCGAAGGAGUUUUCCUUGGCGCUCCGAGACAGGAUUGUGUUGAGGCAUAGAUCUGGGGAAGGUUACCAAAAAAUGUCUGCAGCAUUGAAGGUCCCCAAGAACACAGUUGCCUCCAUCAUUCUUAAAUGGAAGAAGUUUGAAACCACCAAGACUCUUCCUAGAGCUGGCCGCCCGGCCAAACUGAGCAAUCGGGGAGAAGGGCCUUGGUCAGGAAGGUGACCAAGAACACGAUGGUCACUCUGACAGAGCUCCAGAUUACCUCUGUGGAGAUGGGAGAACCUUCCAGAAGGACAACCAUCUCUGCAGCACUCCACCAAUCAGGCCUUUAUGGUAGAGUGGCCAGACGGAAGCCACUCCUCAGUAAAAGGCACAUGACAGCCCGCUUGGAGUUUGCCACAAGGCACCUAAAGGACUCUGACCAUGAGAAACAAGAUUCUCUGGUCUGAUGAAACCAAUAUUGAACUCUUUGGCUUGAAUGAUAAGCGUCACGUCUGGUGGAAACCUGGCACCAUCCCUACGGUGAAGCAUGGUGGUGGCAGCAUCAUGCUGUGGAGAUGUUUUUCAGGGACAGGGAGACUAGUCAUGAUCGAGGGAAAGAUGAACGGAACAAAGUACAGAGAGAUCCUGUUUUUCUGCUAAGCGAACAGGACAACUUCACCGUAUCAAAGGGACGAUGGACUGGGCCAUGUACCGUCAAAUCUUGGGUGAGAACCUCCUUCCCUCUGCCAGGGCAUUGAACAUGGGUCGUGGAUGGGUAUUCCAGCAUGACAAUGACCCAAAACACACGGCCAAGUUAACAAAUGAGUGGCUCAAGAAGAAGCACAUUAAGGUCCUGGAGUGGCCUAGCCAGUCUCCAGACCUUAAUCCCAUAGAAAAUCUGUGGAGGGAGCUGAAGGUUCGAGUUGCCAAACGUCAGCCUCGAAACCUUAAUGACUUGGAGAAGAUCUGCAAAGAGGAGUGGGACAAAAUCCAUCCUGAGAUGUGUGCAAACCUGGUGGCCAACUACAAGAAACGUCUAACCUCUGUGAUUGCCAACAAGGGUUUAUCCACCAAGUACUAAGUCAUGUUUUGCAGAGGGGUCAAAUACUUAUUUCCCUCAUUAAAAUGCAAAUCAAUUUAUAACAUUUCUGACAUGCGUCUUUCUGGAUUUUUUUGUUGUUAUUCUGUCUCUCACUGUUCAAAUAAAUCUACCAUUAAAGUUAUAGACUGAUCAUGUCUUUGUCAGUGGGCAAACGUACAAAAUCAGCAGGGGAUCAAAUACUUUUUUCCCUCACUGUACAUGAUGACAAACAAAAAUACACACAGGCCAAUUUAAUUCCGCUACAUUAUGCAAAUGAACCUAUAGACCAAUAAGAAUGAUGGUAAAAUGUAUUUACAUCUACUGGUAUUUCCAUCAAUGAAUAAAAAACAUUAUUUUGCAAUUGGUCAUUUUGGCCGGCAACAGUUUUAUUUAUCGGCUUUACAUUUUUUAUCGACAAUUGCCGGCUAAUGGAAACCCUGGUAUGUGAGUGAGUGAGUGUGUGUGUGUGAGCUGAUCCUAUUGGCCCGUGUCUGACGAGCCUUAUUGGUCGGUGUGGUGUGUGUUUGUGUGUGUGCGCAGGGACCAUCCAUGCGUCGGGCUCCCCUAGCGGAGCAUUGAGGGCUCCCUCUCCCUUUGGGCCCACCCCUUCUCCCUCCUCUCUGGGCAUAGCUAUGGGCCCAACCAGCUUUGCCAGCCCGCAUGGUAAGUGGCGCAACGCACUGACCACAGGUACCAGCCGGGCUGGGGUAGAGGAUGGGACUGGGCUGGAGUAGAGGAUGGUAAGGAUGAGGCUGGGCUGUGGUAGAGGAGGGGGCUGGGCUGUAGCAGGCUGGGCUGAAUGGAUGGGUCCUCCAAGGAGUAUAACCAUAGCCAGACCCUAAUGCAGGUUGAGAAAACACUGUGCCUGGGUAGACUGAGGAUGGGACUGGGCAGAGCUGUAGACCAACCUCCGGCCCAUGGACCGGGACUGGUGCAUAGGAUGUUGUUCACCGGUCCCUCUGAUAGUUCUCUGACACCUGUUUAGUCCGUUCUCAAGUGGUUGAGAACCCCAGGUUGAGUGGGUCACAGUGGUGGUUUAACUGUGGAGAGUUUGUAUUGGAGAGAGAAUGGGAGAGAUAAAGUUGUGUCAAUCAGUGUGCGUCUAAAUGUCUGUGAUUGUCUGUCUGAGUACACUGUAAUGGGUUCAAGACAAUGUAGCUGGCCACUUGCAUUAAUAAGAUGAUGAUGAAGAUUAUAAGGAUGAUAAUAUCAGUGGACACUGUACUGAUGAUGAUGAUGAUGAUGAUGAUGAUGAUGGUGGUGGUGGUGUGUGUGUGUGUCUGGCUACGUGUGUCUAUGUUUCCCAGGUGCUCUGGACCCCAGCUCCCCUUAUGCCAUGGUGUCUCCCAGCCAGAGGGGCCAGUGGCCAGGCUCUCCCCAGGUCUCAGGGCCCUCUCCUGGGGCUCGUAUCCACGGCAUGUCCCCUGGAAACCCCUCACUCCACUCACCCAUCCCCGACGCCUCACACUCCCCACGCGCUGGCUCGAGUGAGUACCACACACACAUACACAACACCUGACUGACUGACAAUCCACUCCACUGAAAAUCUAAUGUUUUUACUAAAAUGUAAGGGCUGUUAAGACCUUUGCAUGAAUGUAUAUAAAAAAGAAAUCUUAAAAGAUGUGUUCAGUCUCCUCAUUCCCUAGGCUAACUGUACUGUCCUUUCCUCUCUCCAGGUUCCGGGGCCAUGCCCAGCAGUAUGCCCCCGCCCCGUAAGCUACCUCAGCGUUCCUGGGCCGCCUCCAUCCCCACCAUCCUCACCCACAAUGCCUUGCAUGUAUUGCUGCUGCCCUCGCCCACACCCUGCCUGGUGCCGGGCCUGGCAGGAAGUUACCUCUGCUCGCCGCUGGAGCGCUUCCUGGGCUCGGUUAUCAUGAGACGCCACCUGCAGAGGAUCAUCCAGCUAGAACCCAACGUGAGUGGUGGAGAUCUGAAGUUGACUCAUCUUGGUUUAGUCCAUCUGUCUUUCUUGUUCAGUCUCUCUGUGUGUGUCUCUUUCUCUGUGUGUGUCUCUCUCACUCACUCACUCACUCUCUGGCUUUUGUUUUUAACAUAUUUCUGGCCUUCUCACACUUCUCUCCCUCUUCAUCCUUCCAUCUCUCUGUCUCUCCAUCUCAUCCAGCUGGAGGCUAACAUGAGUUACCUCUGUCAUCAAAUGUUUGUUCAUACUCCAUCUCUCUUCAGCUUAACCAGCUAUCUCUCUCAUCCAAUUUCUUCAUUUCACUGUCAAAUCAACCGCAAUUUAGCCAGCUCUAAUUAAUCUCUCAGUCAAAUUCCUCCGUAGAGGCUCUCAGCAGGGCUGUCCCUUAUUCCACAGCUUUUUUCCAACCUUGAAUCUCUUGAACCUUCAGCCCAAGCUGUCUGAGUUAGGUUUGAAUGGGGGAACACAUUUACCGGGAUUUACUGUCCAAAACCAUUCACUUUUCCCGGGAUAAAUAACUGCGAGAAACCGGUAAAUUAUAAUACAUUAUUUACAUAAACAGCAUGGCGUGAAAUGGAACUGUUAAAUUAUAUGUAAUGUGUAAAUCUGGCUUCUCUACGGCCUCUGCAUGAUGAAUCAUCACUGCUCAGGGUGGGGACAGACAGCCCAUCUCAGUAUGGAGCGCAGUUCACAAUGCAUGUAGACCUAUCAUCUCAUCAUGGAAACUUGUUUUGUUGUGACAAGUAGGCCUGCAUUUGCUGCAGCAGUCUAUGCUACAGUAAUACAAAGACCGAAUCCACGUCUAAUUUACCCAUCUCAAUCUCGCUUUCGGGGUCACCUUAUCGGUGCACACGCGAGCACUCUCGCAGUCUUUCUCUCUCCAACUCCAUUCAAAUUGCAUCCAGAAUAGAUAGUCCUGUUCUAGAAUGAUAUAUAGCCCUAUUUAUAGAUUACCUUUCCUACCUCUUUCAGGUAAUACAUUCAAUGCAGUAUUAGCCUUAUAUUUAGCUAAUUAAUUAUGGGUUAUGCAUAAUAAGCUUCUAACUUAUAGCCUCUGUCUCUUGCGCAAUACGCACGCACCUGUGCUCCGCUGGCCUCUCUCCUUAAAAAACGCUCCUUAGCUUUUGGAGUCUCAUGCAGGAAAAGCUAUUUCAUUUAACUGUUGAAAGUGAGGAAGGAAUGAAGCAACAAUAGAGAGAGAAAGAGGAGGUAGGCUAAUAACAUUAGGGGAAAUAUUAUGAAAGGUAUACACUAUGUAUACCAAAGUAUGUGGACACCCCUUCAAAUUAGUGGAUUCGGCUAUUUCAACCACACCCGUUGCUGACAGGUGUAUAAAAUCGAGCACACAGCCAUGCAAUCUCCAUAGACAAACAUUGGCAGUAGAAUGGCCUUACUGAAGAGCUCAGUGACUUUCAACGUGGCACCGUCAUAGGAUGCCACCUUUCCAACAAGUCAGUUAGUAAACUUUCUGCCCUGCUAGAGCUGCCCCGGUCAACUGUAAGUUCUGUUGUUGUGAAGUGGAAAUAUCUAGGCGCAACAACGGCUCAGCCGCGAAGUGGUAGGCCACACAAGCUCACAGAACGGGACCGGCGUGUGCUGAAGCGCGUAGCGCAUAAAAAUUGUCUGUCCUCGGUUGCAACACUCAUUACCGAGUUCCAAACUGCCUCUCGAAGCAACGUCAGCACAAGAACUGUUCGUCGGGAGCUUCAUGAAAUGGGUUUCCAUGGCAGAGCAGCCUAAGAUCACAAUGCCAAGCGUCGGCUGGAGUGGUGUAAAGCUCUCCGCCAUUGGACUCUGGAGCAGUGGAAACGCAUUCUCUGGAGUGAUGAAUCACACUUCAACAUCUGGCAGUCCGACGGACGAAUCUAGGUUUGGCGGAUGCCAGAACAACGCUACUUGCCCGAAUGCAUAGUACCAACUGUAAAGUUUGGUGGAGGAGGAAUAAUGGUCUGGGGCUGUUUUUCAUGGUUUGGGCUAGGCCCCUUAGUUCCAGUGAAGGGAAAUCUUAACACUACAGCAUAGUGACAUUCUAGUCUAUUUUGUCCUUCCAACUUUGUGGCAACAGUUUGGUGAAGGCCCUUUCCUGUUUCAGCAUGACAAUGCCCCCAUGCACAAAGCAAGGUCCAUACAGAAAUGGUUUGUUGAGAUCGGUGUGGAAGAACUUGACUUGCCUUCACAGAGCCCUGACGUCAACUCCAUCAAACACUUUUGGGAUGAAUUGGAACGCCGACUGCGAGCCAGGCCUAAUCGCCCAACAUCAAUACCUGACCUCACUAAUGCUCUUGUGGCUGAAUAGAAGUCGGUCACCGACGCAAUGUUCCAACAUCUAGUGGAAAGCCUUCCCAGAAGAGUGGAGGCUGUUAUAGCAGCAAAGGGGGGACCAACUCCAUAUUAAUGCCCAUGAUUUUGGAAUGAGAUGUUCGACGAGCAGGUGUUCACAUACUUUUGGUCAUGUAGUGUAUAUGCGUCAAUCUACUAAUUAUACAAAUAGGCCCUAUUAUAUUUAAAUCAAAAAAUUAUAUAUGCUAGCCUAUACUUGUAACUUUGUAGGCUGCAUGUGCUGCACCAGAAUCGCAUGUUUUCUCCCUGCUUUAUCAUGGUUUGAACGUAAAUCUGGUCUAUAUAAUAGGCUACGGUAUAGUACAGUAAUACAGUUCACACUCAAAAAGAUUAGCCUACUGGAACUAGUUGCAUUUAUUUACCCAAGAGAGCAUAUAGCUAGCUACAUCAAUGGGCUUUUAUGUUUUUCUGUUGUGCAUAAUGUGCAGUAGCCUAUAUUAUAUACACUACUGGUCAAAAGUUUUAGAACACCUACUCAUUCAAGGGUUUUAUUUUAUUCUUACAAUUUUCUACAUUGUAGAAUAAUAGUGAAGACAUCAAAACUAUGAAAUGACACAUAUGGAAUCAUGUAGUAACCAAAAAAGUGUUAAACAAUUCUUCAAAUAGCCAGCCUUUGCCUUGAUGACUGCUUUGCACACUUUUGGCAUUCUCUCAACCAGCUUCAUGAGGUAGUCACCUGGAAUGCAUUUCAAUUAACAGGUGUGCCUUCUUAAAAGUUAUUUUGUGGAAUUUCUUUCCUUCUUAAUGCGUUUGCGCCAAUCAGUUGUGUUGUGACAAGGUAGGGGUGGUAUACAGAAGAUAGCCCUAUUUGGUAAAAGACCAUGUCCAUAUUAUGGCAAGAACAACUGAAAUAAGCAAAGAGAAACGACAGUCCAUCAUUACUUUAAGACAUGAAGAUCAGUCAAUACGGACAUUUUCAAGAACUUUGAAAGUUUCUUUAAGUGCAGUCGCAAAAACCAUCAAGCGCUAUGAUGAAACUGGCUCUCAUGAGGACCGCCACAGGAAUGGAAGACCCAGAGUUACCUCUGCUGCAGAGGAUAAGUUCACAGAGUUCAAGUAACAGACACAUCUCAACAUCAACUGUUCAGAGGGGACUGUGUGAAUCAGGCCUUCAUGGUCGAAUUGCUGCAAAGAAACCACUACUAAAGGACACCAGUAAUAAGAAGAAGAGACCUGCUUGGGCCAAGAAACUCGAGCAAUGGACGUUAGACCGGUGGAAAUGUGUCCUUCGAUCUGAUGAGUCCAAAUUUGAGAUUUUUGGUUCCAACUGCCGUGAGACGCGGUGUGGGUGAACGGAUAAUCUCUGUAUGUGUAUUUCCCACCGUAAAGCAUCGAGGAGGUGGUGUUAUGGUGUGGGGGUGCUCUGCUGUUGAAACUGUGAUUCAAGGCACACUUAGCCAGCUUGGCUACCACAGCAUUCUGCAGCGAUAUGCCAUCCCAUCUGGUUUGGGCUUAGUGGGACUAUCAUUUGUUUUUCAACAGGACAAUGACCCAACACACCUCCAGGCUGUGUAAGGGCUAUUUUCCCAAGAAGGAGAGUGAUGGAGUGCUGCAUCAGAUGACCUGGCCUCCACAGUCCCCUGACCUCAACCAAAUUGAGAUGGUUUGGGAUGAGUCGGACCGCAGAGUGAAGAAAAAGCAGCCAACAAGUGCUCAGCAUAUGUGGGAACUCCUUCAAGACUGUUGGAAAAGCAAUCCAGGUGAAGCUGGUUGAGAGAAUGCCAAGAGUGUGCAAAGCUGUCAUCAAGGCAAAGGGUGGCUAUUUGAAGAAUCUCAAAUAUAACAUUUUGAUUGAACACUUUUUUGGUUACUACAUGAUUCCAUAUGUGUUAUUUCAUAGUUUUGAUGUCUUCACUAUUAUUCUACAAUAUAGAAAAUGGUAAAAUAAAGAAAAACCCCUUGAAUGAGUAGGUGUUCUAAAACUUUUGACCGGUAGUGUAUGUAUUGGAUAACGGCACAAUCAUUUGGGCUUUUUUGGACUUGGGCUCUUUAAAUGUAUGGCUCAUCAGGCUCAGGUAGCAUCAGGCUUGAAAAUUCGAUCAAAGCUCUAAUCAAAUCCAGACAUAGGGCUUUUUAUAUGCUUUAUAAUGCUUUUGAAUAACACUUCCGGUUUUGGCGGGAAAUAUCGGGUUACCCGGGAGAAAAUAGAUUUAUUCUCGGGAUGGAACGUUUGUAAAAUACAGGGAACAUAUUAAACCCUAGUCUUGAGUAGAUAGAGGCUAAUAUCCUACCCCCAUUAAAAUUUGACCCUUUGAAAAGGUCCAUAUCGCUCUGAAGAUUAUGUUACUUUAUAGAACUAAUGUGGAACAAACUCUCCCUUGUAUUUACCUUUGGUUUUUUGUCAGUAAUUUUUCUAUAUUAUAAUAAUCCUUUCUCUCUCUUCUCCCUUUUCUCUCCUCUCCCUUCUCUCUCUCCUCUCACUCUCUCUCUUUUUCUUCAGCUGUCCAUCGUGAACUCUAAUGAGCCGGGUGUGAUCAUGUUCAAGACAGAGGUGUUGAAGUGUCGCGUGGCGCUCAACCCAAAGUCCUACCAGACCUUGCAGCUCAAAGUCACCCCCGAGAAUGCCGGGCCCUGGUCACAGGAGGAGCUACAGGUCCUGGAGAAGUUCUUCGAGACCCGGGUAAGACUAUUGAUUUGGACUAGACUAGUGACUAGCAUCUUUGGGUCCUUUAAGAUUGCUAUUUAAAACCCAUGUAUUAUUAUUGUAUGGGCAAUUCCACGGUAAAAGAGUGACGCUGAGACUCACCUUUUCACUUUAAAAUGUAUGCCAAACAAAAAUCAUUGAUUGCAAAGUUUAAGAAGCCAUACACCUAUAUGUAUGUCUACUUUUAACUAUUGCCUCUGAACAUUUUACUGAAACAGGUUUAGUUGAAGAACAGUGCAGAUGCAAAGUUCAGUAACAGAAUGACAGUAAAAUCAGUUUUCCAAAAACUACUACUCAGAAAAACUACUACUUUAUUGAACUACAGUAAGUGAGGUGGAUUAACACCCGGUAACAGAAUGACAUCAUGGGUCCUUGAUCUGUACUAUACAGAAAUGCAUAAUUAUGAAUGUUAUUCUCUUACAUUUUAGUCAUUUAGCAGACGCUCUUAUCCAGAGCGACUUACAGUUAGUGAGUGCAUACAUUUUUCAUACUGGCCCCCCGUGGGAAACGAACCCCCACAACCCUGGCGUUGCAAGCACCAUGCUCUACUGACCUACAGGGGACUCUUCAUGGUGAUGUAUCCUGAAUAGGUACUCAAAGGUAGAAAAAUGUAAUAUCCUCCUUUGCAUAUUAUUCUAAUGAGCUCCGCCCCCAAUCAAGACCAAAUUUGGUUGGUCCAGACUAGACCAAAUCUGUACCAAUCAUAGAUGUCAAUGUUUCACAAGUUUGGAUAUCAAAAUACAGCACAGUAGAGUACAGCACAGUUCAGUAAAGAAAAGUAGAGUACAGUCUACAUUUACUUGUUACUUCUGUGAACUUUCAUAAUCCUCCCUCAUGAAGGAGAGAAAUUAGAAAAUAUAUUAAAGAGAGAAAUUAGAAAAUAUAUUAAAGAUAUGUGAGUUUUUGGUAACAGAAUGACAAGACACUAGGCUAUAUUUCUUAAACUUACAGAAAGCAAAUAAUUUCUGCAAAACUAAAUAUAAAUGUUAAUAUUUGUUGGCAGGGGCCUUUACUUCAACAUUAUUGUGUUGUGAUGCAUUUCUAUUAUCUUAAGACUUUGUCUAGUAGAUGUUUUUUAAGACCCCUUUUCCAUCUUUGUGACCAGCAAUCAAAGAUGGAUUUUUAAGAUGGAAAAUGGUUGAAAAACCAUAUCUAUGCCUUCAUUUUGCAAAAAUAUAGACUCUUAGCUUUCAUUUGACACCAAAUUUCAUAUGCUCCUAUAAACUUCACAUGUUGGUGCUCAUGGGUCUUUUUACAUGGAAAUGACCGUAUACACACGCACGCACAAACCCUUAUUCAAUAACCUCGACCUUGACCAAAAAUAACUUCUGGAUAUCAGGACAGCGAUUACUCACCUCGUAUUGGACGAAGAUUUUUUCUUCAACGAGUCGGACGUGAAGGAUAUCCUACAGACACCCGACAAGGCCCAAAUCCCUGUAACUCGCAUGAGAAAGAGACAGAGAUAUCGUGGACGUAGGUCGGGGUGCCUUGUUAGGAUCCGACGGCGAGCGAGUAAACUGCCUCUUCCAUCAAUCCUAUUAGCCAAUGUUCAAUAAUUUGAAAAUAAAUUAGACGACCUAAGAUUACGGUUAUCCUACCAACGGGACAUUAAAAACUGUAAUAUCUUAUGUUUCACCGAGUCGUGGCUGAACGACAACAUGGAUAACAUACAGCUGGCGGGAUACACGCUACAUCGCCAGGAUAGAACGGCUGACUCCGGUAAGACAAGGGGUGGCGGUCUGUGUAUAUUUGUAAACAACAGCUGGUGCAUAAAAUCUAAUACUAAGGAAGUCUCGAGGUUUUGCUCGCCUGAGGUAGAGUAUCUCAUGAUAAGCUGUAGACCACACUAUUUACCAAGAGAGUUUUCAUCUAUAUUUUUCGUAGCUGUCAAUUUACCACCACAAACCGAUGCUGGCACUAAGAUUGCACUCAAUGAGCUGUAUAAGGCCAUAAGUAAACAGGAAAACGCUCAUCCAGAGGCAGCACUCCUAGUGGCCGGGGACUUUAAUGCAGGGAAACUUAAAUCUGUUCUACCUCAUUUCUACUAGCAUGUUAAAUGUGCAACCAGAGGGGGAAAAAACUCUAGACCACAUUUACUCCACACACAGAGACGUGUACAAAGCUCUCCCUCGCCCUCCAUUUGGUAAAUCUGACCAAACUCUAUCCUCCUGAUUCCUGCUUAUAAGCCAAAACUAAGCAGGAAGCACCAGUGACUCGGUUAAUAAGGAAGUGGUCAGAUGACACAGAUGCUAAGCUACAGGACUGUUUUGCUAGCACAGACUGGAAUAUGUUCCGGGAUUCUUCUGAUGGCAUUGAGGAGUACACCACAUCAGUCACUGGCUCCACCAAUAAGUGCAUCGAUGACGUCGUCCCCACAGUGACCGUACAUACAUACCCCAACCAGAAGCCAUGGAUUACUGGCAACAUCCACACUGAGCUAAAGGGUAGAGCUGCCACUUUCAAGGAGCGGGACUCUAACCCGGACGCUUAUAAGAAAUCCCCUAUUCCUUCCGACGAACCAUCAAACAGGCAAAGCGUCAAUACAGGACUAAGAUUGAAUCGUACUACACCGGCUCUGAUGCUUGUCGGAUGUGGCAGGGCUUGAAAACUAUUACAGACUACAAAGGGAAGCACAGCCGCGAGCUGCCCAGUGAUACAAGCCUACCAGACGAGCUAAAUCACUUCUAUGCUCGCUUCGAGGCACGCAACACUGAAGCAUGCAUGAGAGCAUCAGCUGUUCCGGAUGACUAUGUGAUGACCAAGCUCUCUGUAGCCGAUGUGAGUAAGACUUUUAAGCAGGUCAACAUUCACAAGGCCACAGGGCCAGGCGGAUUACCUUGACAUGUACUCCGAGCAUGCACUGACCAACUGGCAAGUGUCUUCACUUACAUUUUCAACAUGUCCCUGACUGAGUCUGUAAUACCAACAUGUUUCAAGCAGACCACCAUAGUCCCUGUGCCCAAGAACACUAAGGUAACCUGCCUAAAUGACUACCGACCCGUAGCACUCACGUCUGUAGCCAUGAAGUGCUUUGAAAGGCUGGUCAUGGCUCACAUCAACACCAUUAUCCCAGAAACCCUAGACCCACUCCAAUUUGCAUACCACUCCAACAGAUCUUAUGCAUUCUCUAUUGCACUCCACACUGCCCUUUCCCACCUGGACAAGAGGAACACCUACGUGAGAAUGCUAUUCAUUGACUACAGCUCAGCGUUCAACACCAUAGUGGCUUCAAAGCUCAUCACUAAGCUAAGGACCCUGGGACUAAACACCUCCCUCUGCAACUGGAUCCUGGACUUUCUGACGGGUUCGCCCCCAGGUGGUAAGGGUAGGUAACAACACAUCUGCCACGCUGAUCCACAACACAGGGGCCCCUCAGGGGUGCGUGCUUAGUCCCCUCCUGUACUCCCUGUUCACCCAUGAUUGCAUGGCCAGGCACGACUCCAACACCAUCAUUAAGUUUGCUGACAACACAACAGUGGUAGGCCUGAUCACCAAUAGUGAUGAGACAGCCUAUAGGGGGAGGUUAGAGACCUGGCCGUGUGGUGCCAGGAUAACAAUCUCUCCCUCAGCGUGAUCAAGACAAAGGAGAUGAUUGUGGACUACAGGAAAAAAAAGAGGACUGAGCACGCCCCCAUUCUCAUCGACGGGGCUGUAGUGGAACAAGUUGAGAGCUUCAAGUUCCUUGGUGUCCACAUCACCAACAAACUAUCAUGGUCCAAACACUCCAAGACAGUCGUGAAGAGGGCACGACAAAGCCUAUUCCCCCUCAGGAGACUGAAAAGAUUUGGCAUGGGUCCUCAGAUCCUCAAAGUUCUACAGCUGCACCAUCGAGAGCAUCCUGACUGGUUGCAUCACCGCCUGGUAUGUCAACUGCUCGGCCUCCGACCGCAAGGCACUACAGAGGGUAGUUCGUACGGCCCAGUACAUCACUGGGGCCAAGCUUCCUGCCAUCGAGGACCUCUUUACCAGGCGGUGUCAGAGGAAGGCCCUAAAAUUUACCAAAGACUCCAGCCACCCUAGUCAUAGACUAUUCUCUCUGCUACCGCAUGGCAAGCGGUACCGGAGCGCCAAGUCUAGAUCCAAAAGGCUUCUUAACAACUUCUACCCUCAAGCCAUAAGACUCCUGAACAGCUAAUCAUGGCUACCCAGACUAUUUGCAUUGCCCCCUCACCCCACCCCAUCCCAACCCCUUCUUUUAUGCUGCUGCUAAUCUGUUUAUUAUUUAUGCAUAGUCACUUUAACUCUACCCACAUGUACAUAUUACCUCAAUUACCUCGACUAACCGGUGCCCCCGCACAUUGACUCCGUACCGGUACCCCCUGUAUACAACCUCCCUACUGUUAUUUUAUUUUACUGCUGUUCUUUCAUUAUUUGCUAUUUUUCUGUUGUAAAUACCUGAUGUAUUCGGCGCAUGUGGCAAAUAACAUUUGAUUUGAUUUGACGUGACGCAUGGCAUUCAGACCAAAGAAUUCAAUGUUGGUUUCAUCAGACCAGAAAAUCUUGUUUCUCAUGGUCUGAGAGUCCUUUACGUGCCUUUUGGUAAACUCCAAGCGGGCUGUCAUGUGCCUUUUUACUGAGGAGUGGUUUCUGUCUGGCCACUACCAUAAAGACCUGAUUGGUGGAGUGCUGCAGAGAUUGUUGUCCUUCUGGAAGGUUCUCCCAUCUCCACAGAGGAACUCUGGAGCUCUGUCAGAGAGACCAUCUGGUUCUUGGUCACCUCCCUGAAUAAGGCCCUUCUCCCCCGAUUGCUCAGUUUGGCCGGGUGGCCAGCUCUAGCAGGAGUCUUGGUGGUACCAAACUUCUUCCAUUUAAGAAUGAUGGAGGCCACUGUGUUCUUGGGGACCUUCAAUGCUGCAGACAUUUUUUGGUACCUUUCCCCAAAUAUGUGCCUCGACACAAUCCUGUCUCGGAGCUCUGCAGACAAUUCCUUCGACCUCAUGACUUGGUUUUUGCUCUGACAUGCACUGUCAACUGUGGGACCUUAUAUAGACAUGUAUGUGCCUUUCCAAAUCAUGUCCAAUCAACUGAAUUUACCACAGGUGGACUCCAAUCAAGUUGUAGAAACAUCUCAAGGAUGAUCAAUGGAAACAGGAUGCACCUGAGCUCAUUUUUGAGUCUCAUAGCAAAGGGUCUGAAUACUUAUGUAAAUAAGGUAUUUCUGUUUUUUGCUUUUUACACAUUAGGAAAAAUGUCUUAACCUGUUUUUGCUUUGCCAUUAUGGGGUAUUGUGUGUAGAUUGAUUGAGGAAUUUUAUUUAUUUAAUCAAUUUUAGAAUAAGGCUGUAACUUAACAAAAUGUGGAAAAAGUCAAGGGUUCUGAAUAUUUUCCGAAUGCACUGUAUAUGAACAAAUCCAUUAUCAAACCUUUUAACACUAAACAAAACAGAUUAACUUCUGUAAUUCAUGCGUAGUGGUAGAAUACCUGCACUCUCACUCUCCACUCUGGCCUCCAUGUUCCUCAGCUCCACUCUCUGUUCCAUCACGAUGUUUCCCAGGUUGUGCACCAUUUCUCUCAGCUGUUUCAGCUCAUCCCAGAUGUCAGGGGUGGUGGUCUGGCUCACACUGCUCUCUCCCCCUUCACUGUAACCCUGUUGAAUGAUGUCAUUGUCUUUGACCCCUCCACUCUCUCCCUAAGCCCAUGCCCCAGAAAGACAGAACAGCAACACCAGCAGAGCUACAGCACACCUCAUUCUGAAAUGACACCUCUUCAGAAAUGAUGUGGUCUAUGAGGCUCAGUCCCCUUCUUUAUACACACACACACAACCAAGUGAGCCAGUGCAUGGGAAUAUAACAUAUGUCUCUGACAGAAAAUGUGGAACUAAAGCCAAGGAUCUGAUAAAGAGAAACACUGGAGGAACUGACCUCAUAGCAGGUCAUCUGAAUCUGAAGCUGGAAAAGGCUGUGGGACAACAGAACCUGUAAUUUGUUUGAAUUUCUCUCUUUAUCUUCAUAAAGUGCAAGAAUAUACACGUGUAGUGGUAGGCUUUGACUAAAAAGUAAAAUUACUAAGUCAAGUCUCUCUCCUCUUCAUGUACUUUUCCUCGCCCUGUCCCUUUAUCCUCCCCUCUCCUCCCUCUCCCCCAUCUUCACUCCAGGUGGCCGGCCCUCCCUUCAAGUACAACACGUUGAAUGCCUUCACCAAGCUGCUUGGGGCCCCCACCAACAUCCUCAGGGACUGUGUCCGCAUCAUGAAGCUCGAACUGGUGAGGCCUUUUCCUCUGGCUGUGGGUGUCGCUGGGUGGGUGGGUGGUGCUGCUCCAUAGAUAACUUUGUGUCUAUUAUGAAUGUGAGGGGCAGGUGAUAUGUUUGGCUGUGUUUCUGCCUGUGUAUGUGAGAGACAAAUAUGUGAGUGACCGCCUCGAUUCGGUCGUAUGUAGCAAAAUUUGAAAUUGUGUUUUUUACAUUUGAAAAAAGUAGACUCAGAGCUAGAAAAUGGUAUAUCAUACACUGCAGUUGAGGAACAAUGGGAAAGUAAUUCUGCUUUGAAAGUUGAUAAACUUGUAACCCCACUUUUGAGAAGAUGGCCCUUGAAUGUUUUGGUACACCUACUGGAGAGCACUUCUUUGUCCACACCCAUUCAGCAUCGUUCACACCCUCUUAAGCCUUAGCCCCACCCAUCUCUUUAAGGAUUCACAUGUGAGGCCAUGUGGUAAAUAGACGCUAUAUCAAAUAAAAUCUAAGUUUAUUUGUCACUUGCACAGGAUACAGAAGGUGUAAACGCUACAGUGAAGUGGUUACUUGCAUAGUAGCAAUAUCAAAAAGAGAUGGUGUCCAGAUAAAAAUAUUUUAUAAAUAUUUUAUCAUUAUUAGAUGACGCUUACCCAACACACUUGUCAAAAUUGAUGGGUCAUGUGAAGGAGAUGCUAUAACCACAUCUAGCUAAGUGGAUGGGUCACUAUUGUCUAGACAUGUACACAUGUUCAUGAAAUACAAUAGAUGGCCGUAAUCACCCCCAGACACACAUGGGUAAUUUGAUGGGUCAUGUAGUAAUCCGGCCGUAGUGGAGUCUUUGUUUAGACAUGUAGCUAGCUAGGUAGCUAGCUAGCUAGCUAAACAAUGAACCGGUAUAAUCCCAACUCGUACUACUACCAAUACAAACAUUGUCAUAGCUAGCUGUAAGCUAACAGACUAGGUUCAAUGUUAGCUAGCUAACAUUAGGCUAUAACCAACAAUGCAAAUGGUUUUCUGAUUAGAAUAAUAUUACUACACAGAUCAUACACGUAACGUUAGCUAUCGAGCCAGCAAGCUAAUGUUUGCUAGCUAACUAACAGUACACUUUAACUUGCAAUAAAAAUAACUUUCUGACAAAAUUAGAAACGUAUAUCUGAAAAUGUAGCUAGACUCUUACCCAUAUACAUGGAUGAACGCUUCACGGCAGACUGGAACCAUUUAACUCUGUUUUGUUUGUAGCUACAUCUUGUUGGCCAGUGGUGUGUCAAGUCACUCCGCGGUUCACACUGACCGUGGCGUGUGCAGAAAGUAGCCCAUCACUUUUUCCAACUGAUCUGUCGAUAGCGCCUGUUAAAUUCAGGGCAUCAAUGUUGUUGAAAAGUAGCAAAACUUUUGUAGUUGUCGAUGGCUAACGUUAUAUCUUUCUUUCGGUAGAAAGGACUGUCAACACACACUGAACAGCUCACGUUAUAGACAGAAGCAUGCUACAUGGCAGACCAAUCCAAACUAAUCUCCCGGCAUGUCCAGCCCAUCCAUUAUCUCAGCCAAUCAUGGCUUGCGGGAAGGUUCCUGUCUUUUUCCGUGGCUAAACCAACUAGGCUCGUAAUUUAACAAUUGUAUUCUUAUUUUUGGAUGGAAUACAAGUUUGUUAUAAAGGCACAUAAAAGUUAACAUGUUCCAGAAGGCAUUUUUCCCAAUAAAACGCAUUUGAUAAAAAAGAAUUGUUUACGUUCAAAUACCGCUCCUGUGAAGUAGUGACAUGCGACAUACGCCUAGUUUCCUGAAAUGAGUCACACGUGUUAUGGUCAGCGUUGGGUAAGUUACUUUUUUAAAUGUAAUCUGUUAGUUGCUAGUGACCUGUCUAAAAUGUACACCUAUAAGAUCCAGUGGUGGAAAAAGUACUAAAUUGUCAUACUUGAGUAAAAGUAAAGAUACCUUAAUAGAAAAUGACUGAAGUAAAAGUGAAUGUCACCCAGUAAAAUACUACUUGAGUAAAAAGUAUUUGGUUUUAAAUAUCAAAAGUAAAUGGAAUUGCUAAAAUGUACUUAAGUAUCAAAAGUAAAAGUAUAAAUCAUUUCAACUUCCUUAUAUUAAGCAAACCAGAUGGCACAAUUUUCUUGUUUUUUUAACCAGGGGCAUACUCCGACAUAAUUUACAAACAAAGCAUUUGUAUUUAGUGAGUCCGCCAGAUCAGAGGCAGUAGGGAUGACCAGGGAUGUUCUCUUGAUAAGUGUGUGAAUUGGACCAUUUUCCUGUCAAAAUGUAAAUACUUUUGGAUGUCAGGGAAAAUGUAUGGAGUAAACAGUACAUUAUUUUCUUUAGGAAUGUAGUGAAGUAAAAGUGAAAGUUCCCAAAAAUAUAAAUAGUAAAGUACAGAUACCCCAAAAAAAACGACUUAAGUAGUACUUUAAAGUAUUUUUACUUAAGUACUUUACACCACUGAUAAGAUCUGAUCACAGUCAGACCACAAUGCGUCUUUUAAUCAUGUACACCUGUCUAAAAAUGUGGGCACAUGUUAAAACCAGGUAUAAGUAAGGGCUUAAGUAACACAGCAACAUGGAUGGCGCUAAACACGGGACACCAGUACAAAGAUUUAUGAAAAUGUAAGCACUCACUACUGUAAGUCGCUCUGGAUAAGAGCGUCUGCUAAAUGACUAAAAUGAGAAAUAUAAAUAUGAAGAGUGUAAUCAUACUUUUAGUCCACCAAGUAGUUUUUUAAGUUUAAGCAAAAAAAAGUGCAGCUAGGUGCAAUAAACCCACAUAUCAGACAUGGCAUUGCAGUAGGCCUAUUCUGAAGCUAGCCUACACAGAUGAUUGAAGGCAGAAAUUGCUGUUGUAUCACAGCAAGAGGACAUGCUCUAGAUGAGCGUCAGACAUCCUGUUUCGCUGAGGGGUAAACAAGUUUCCACCAUAGCUGAAAAGGCGCUCAACUGGGGUACUGGAGGGCAAUGUAGUGUUGUACUUCAGAAACAAGUUCCAGACUAUGGGGAACGAUUUCAAGGAGUCCAAAGACUUGUCUUUGUCUUCGAGGUACUUCCUCACCUCAUCAAAUCAAAUCAAAUCAAAUCAUAUAUUAUUUGCCACAUGCGCCGAAUACAACAGGUGUAGACAUUACAGUGAAAUGCUUACUUACAAGCCCUUAACCAACAAUGCAGUUUUUUAAGAAGAAAAAAAAAUGUUAAGUAAAAAAUAGAUAAGUAAAAAAAUAAAUAUAUAAUAAUAAUUAAAGAGAAGCAGUAAAAUUAAAUAACAGUAGGGAGGAUAUAUACAGGGGGGUACCGGGACAGAGAGUCAAUGUGCGGGGGCACUGGUUAGUCAAGUAAUUGAGGUAAUAUGUACAUGUGGGUAGAGUUAAGGUGACUAUGCAUAAAUAAUAAACAGAGUAGCAGCAGCGUAAAAGAGGGGGAUGGGGUGGGGUAGGGGGGCAAUGCAAAUAGUCCGGGUAGCCAUGAUUAGCUGUUCAGGAGUCUUAUGGCUUGGGGGUAGAAGCUGUUAAGAAGCCUUUUGGACCUAGACUUGGCGCUCCGGGACCGCUUGCCGUGCGGUAGCAGAGAGAGUAGUCUAUGACUAGGGUGGCUGGAGUCUUUGAUAAUUUUUAGGACCUUCCUCUAACACCGCCUGGUAUAGAGGUCCUGGAUGGCAGGAAGCUUGGCCCCAGUGAUGUACUGGGCCGUACGCAGUACCCUCUGUGGUGUCUUGCAGUCGGAGGCCGAGCAGUUGCCAUACCAGGCGGUGAUGCAACCAGUCAGGAUGCUCUCGAUGGUGCAGCUGUAUAACUUUUUGAGGAUCUGAGGACCCAUGCCAAAUCUUUUCAGUCUCCUGAGGGGGAAUAGGCUUUGUCGUGCCCUCUUCACGACUGUCUUGGUGUGUUUGGACCAUGAUAGUUUGUUGGUGAUGUGGACACCAAGGAACUUGAAGCUCUCAACCUGUUCCACUACAGCCCCGUCGAUGAGAAUGGGGGCGUGCUCAGUCCUCUUUUUUUUGUAGUCCACAAUCAUCUCCUUUGUCUUGAUCACGUUGAGGGAGAGGUUGUUAUCCUGGCACCACACGGCCAGGUCUCUGACCUCCUUCCUAUAGGCUGUCUCAUCGUUGUCGGUGAUCAGGCCUACCACUGUUGUGUUGUCGGCAAACUUAAUGAUGGUGUUGGAGUCGUGCCUGGCCAUGCAGUCAUGGGUGAACAGGGAGUACAGGAGGGGACUGAGCACGCACCCCUGAGGGGCCCCCAUUUUGAGGAUCAGCGUGGCAGAUGUGUUGUUACCUACCCUUACCACCUGGGGGCGGCCUGUCAGGAAGUCCAGGAUCCAGUUGCAGAGGGAGGUGUUUAGUCCCAGGGUCCUUAGCUUAGUGAUGAGCUUUGAGGGCACUAUGGUGUUGAACGCUGAGCUGUAGUCAAUGAAUAGCAUUCUCACAUAGGUGUUCCUCUUGUCCAGGUGGGAAAGGGCAGUGUGGAGUGCAAUAGAGAUUGCAUCAUCUGUGGAUCUGUUGGGGCGGUAUGCAAAUUGGAGUGAGUCUAGGAUUUCUGGGAUAAUGGUGUUGAUGUGAGCCAUGACUAGCCUUUCAAAGCACUUCAUGGCUACAGACAUGAGUGCUACGGGUCGGUAGUCAUUUAGGCAGGUUAUCUUAGUGUUCUUGAGCACAGGGACUAUGGUGGUCUGCUUGAAACAUGUUGGUAUUACAGACUCAGUCAGGGACAGGUUGAAAAUGUCAGUGAAGACACUUGCCAGUUGGUCAGCGCAUGCUCGGAGUACACGUCAUUGUAAUCCGUCUGGCCCUGCGGCCUUGUGAAUGUUGACCUGUUUAAAGGUCUUACUCACAUUGGCUAUGGAGAGCGUGAUCACACAGUCGUCCGGGACAGCUGAUGCUUUGGCUGUUUGAUGGUUCCUCUGCAGUGCCACUGGCCCUUGUUGUUGCACCUCCGAACACAAACAAAUUGUCUUCUGACUCAUCAGACUCGUUCUGUGCUCCCUCAUCAACCUCUUCAGAGUAUGUGUUCUCCAUAGAAGCUACUUCUUGAACUAAUGUGCUCCGCAUCUCCUCUCUUUCCAGGGUUGUGCAGAGAAUGUCACAAGAGGUAUUUUCUCAGAAUUUAGACUUCAAGCUUAGGAUUGUUGGGAUAAGAAAGCCAAGAAAACACUUAUUCUCUCCCUGAAGAAGAUCAAUAGAGAAUUCGAGUGGCUGUAGGACUGUACUGUACUCCUUGAGAAAAGCAAUCUCACAAGGAUGUAGUUUGCUGCUCACACCCAGGUCUUCCCAGAUUUGCCCAAGCUGGUCAUCUGUGAGGGCUAUGAGUUUGGAGAUGGCAUGGUACUCUGAGCUCCAUCUUGCUUGCAAUGUCCUCUAUUGCCUCUUAAGCUAAUGUGGACCUGUGUGCUUUGUUCCAAAUGCUGGAGCAUUUUGACAUUGCACUUCUGUACAAUUUUUGUGAUGGACCUUGGGAUGCAGCUUUGUCCACCUCAUUGGUGGCGAUGAGGUUGAGGGUGUGUGCCACACAACGUUGAUGUGGAGGGAGAAAGAAGUUCAAUUCUUGCUCAACCUCCUCAAGAAUCCCACCCACAUCAGCAAACCUCACUCCUUCAUCUGUCUCAUCUUGCUCUUCUUCAUUUCCACUGAACUCCCGGAAUGCCUUUACAAAGUUGCUUCCAUUAUCUGUCACUGUGGCCCUCACUUUGCACUGAAUUUUAAAGUCCAUGUAUUUCACUUAACUUGGCAGCAAUCACAUCGUAGGUAUGACGCCCUCUCAGUCUCGCACAAGCCAAAGCAGCUGACUUCCUCUCUAAGGUGUCCUCCUCGAUCCAGUGGCAUGUCAUGCCGAAUAAGCUUCUGUUAUGGGCAGACCAGAUGUCUGCUGUGGUGCAGACUGACUUUACGCUCUGGAGUUUGGUGGAGAGAGCUUCUUUCAUACCUCAAAUUCCUGCAUCAGUCUUUCUACACAUGACCAUUCUCCCACCACUGAUUCCUUCUACUAGCUUGCAGAAUGAAGGCCCCUCUACUAGUGAAAAGGGUUGCACAUCCUCUAUGAUGAAGUCAAAUACCAGGUGACUAACCUGGCUUUGUGAGGUGUGUGGUUCUCCUGGUUAUAGUUUUGCUUGUUUCAAUGGUGUACAAGAUGUCCCAUUUUGGCCAUCUGUAGAUGGCUGUGCAUCUCUGCUCUCCUCCAUGUCAUCUGGCUCCCUUUUCCUGCUCAGGGUCUUCCAUUGAUUGUUAUGCAUCCUCUGAAAAAACAAAAUGUAAUUACUUAACUAUGACACUACAAGAUAAGUAAAAUAACAGUGGAGUGAGCACCUUGUUAUUGUUUCAAUUAAGGAUUGUAGCUUUACCCAACUUUUGUCCACCUUUUGAAACAUAUGUUUCACUUUGUAUAGUCUGCCCCUGUCUGAUAACCACAGGGCUGGGGUUGGAACAUGUAACCACUUACACAUGGACAAAGCUGUGGAUGCAAGGAUGUCUAUGGUGCUUUAUAUUGUUUGUCUAGAAAUACCCCCCAAAAAACGAUGGACUAAUAGAGUAUUAUACUUUGAGUUAUGAUUGAAUAAUACAGGCAUUUAUUUGGGUUGAAAAGCACAUUACUCUGAAACCAUAGCUAGCUAGCCAACUCUGUUAGCAACAACCCUGACAGUGAGCAUCUUGUUAUGUUGGGUUACAGAGUGCAACUAGCUUUCAAAACUUGUUUUAAACUUUUGAUUUAGCUAGCUAGCUAGGCUAUGUAGCCCAGUAAAUCGCACCCAACAAUCUACAACUGAUUUAUCUUAGUUAAAAUAGAUUUAAUUAGCGAAAUUGUUAACAAAUUAGCACAAUAGCAUACUUGCUAUGAUAUCUUGCUAACUACAGUAGACCGACAGAACACCUUUAAGUGAGCAGCCUACCGCAUAGUUUAGGAGAGUUGGCAAGCAAAUUAGCAAACUAAACAGGAUAGCUAGCUAGAAAUCUGACUGACUAACUAGCUAGUAGUCUCUGACAUCUCCGACCUAUGCUGGAACAUUGGUAACAUUGUGAAGACAACCUGUCUGUCUCUAGAGACUAGCUAGCUAAGCAAGCUAACGUGCCACACCUGCCAAUCGUCAUCCUUACCGUCAAGUGUUUCUUCAGGUUCGAAGUCUCUGGAUGUCGACAGCCGCUUUACCGUGGGCAAAUAUAGUUUGCAUUGAACUGUUACAUUCCUGCCCAUUUCAUCUUUGAACACAAAUUGUUCUUUGAAACGCCAUCCAAAGAAAUGCACUGCAUUGGCGCGCCAUACCUUUUUCUUUUGUGACCGUGUAUGUUUCUCAAAGCUGAACUUUUUCGGUUAAUGACUGACGUUAUUAUGAAAACAGGCAAUUGUUUCAUCUAAAAAAGAAAAAAAUCUGCAAACAUCCCUUCUACAUUUGAAGGUAAUCCUAGAAGUAAUUAUCUACUUUUUCAAAAGUAUCGGUAAUCUGAUUACAACAGUUAGUUUUUUUGUAAUCCAUUACAUGUAAUCCGUUACUCCCCAACCCUGGUUAUGGUUGUGUAGGUCUCUCUCUCUAACUUAUCUUCCUCCUUUCCUGUCCAGUUCCCUGACCAGGCCACCCAGUUGAAGUGGAAUGUCCAGUUCUGUCUGACCAUCCCCCCCAGCGCCCCUCCCAUUGCUCCCCCAGGAACUAUCGCAGUGGUGCUCAAGUCCAAGAUGCUCUUCUUCGUAAGUACUGGUCCAUUCUCACCUGCCAUGACCUUUUGACAAGUGUUGUUACAUAAGUCUUAUAACAGAGGGUUUGUGUUACCAUAUAUUUGUUUUAAUGCCUUACAAUUGAAUUCCAGUGACGUGUACUGAAGUUGUGUAAAGUAUAGCUAACCCUGUUCUCUCCUUGUAUCCCCCCCCCCCAAGCUCCAGUUGACCCAGAGGCUGCCGGUGCCCCAGGAGCCGGUCAACAUCAUUGUUCCCAUCGUAUACGACAUGGCCAUGGGCCUGACCCAGCAGGCUGACAUCCCGAGACAACACUCCUCCUCUGGGGCUGCAGCGCUCAUGGUCUCCAACAUCCUCAAGCGGUUCAAUGAGCUGCACCCCGCACGACAGGGUCAGUGGGAUUGUCCACACACAAAAAAUAGAAUAUGAAACAUAGGAAAUAAGAUGCACAGUGAAAGAUUUGAUUGGAACACUUGGAUAGAAAAGCAAGAAAAACAAUAUUGUUUUGUUUUUUUGUUGGUAUUAUACUAAUAUUGGGUGUGUUUUUGUCUCCUUACAGGUGAGUGCACAAUCUUUGCCUCAGUUCACGAGCUCAUGGCCAACCUCAACCUGCCCCCCGGUGGUCGCCAGUAG